Molecule: messenger RNA, 3685 nt
Organism: Gossypium arboreum
Lineage: Eukaryota; Viridiplantae; Streptophyta; Magnoliopsida; Malvales; Malvaceae
Product: polyprotein of EF-Ts, chloroplastic
Exons: 5
Coding region: 222-3464 (1080 amino acids)
Biological process (GO): mitochondrial translational elongation
Cellular component (GO): mitochondrial matrix
Molecular function (GO): translation elongation factor activity; protein binding
Source: RefSeq, a predicted model, not a curated record
UUAGUUUUUACUUGGUCAUAAGCUAACGGGUCAUUGUUUUUGAAGUUAACUUUUUGUUUUUCUGCCACUUACUGAUAUUGGGUUGUUGUUAAUUUUCCCAGUUUUGGUUCUCUUUAGCCAGAGUUAUGUGACGUAUGGAUUUUUAUGGUGUUUUGGUGAAGAUACAGAUGAAAAACCUAUUUUAGUGUAGACUGUAAUUUUCACUGUUCAAUCAAGUCAACAUGACUCCUGUGAUCCCAUAUUCUGUUAGCAACAUUACAUUCAUCCCUGGAGCUGCCUGUACAGUAAGGAAGAACACUAGUUUGACAAGAUGCAGUUCAUCAAGGAAACACACGAGAUAUGCUUUACCCUCUCAGAGAUUCAUCCUACCUCUAUCAACCUCUGUUACUUCAUUUGGAAAAUACGGAACAGGGUAUGCCUUACAUGGAAAACUGGGAAUUUGUUUAUCAACCGCAGGGACUGAUGUGGCAGUGGAGGAAUCCGAUUCUUCUGUGACAAAAGUUUCCAGUGGAGGAUCCGAAAUACCUUCAGAUGCCGUUGAAACAAGUGAAGAUUCGACUAGCCAACCAGAUUCUACUCCUCCAACUCAAUCAAAACGAGCAAGACCUGUUAGGAAAAGUGAGAUGCCACCUGUAAAGAAUGAGGAGCUUAUUCCUGGUGCAAUGUUUACUGGGAAAGUACGAUCAAUCCAACCAUUUGGUGCUUUUGUUGAUUUUGGAGCUUUCACAGAUGGACUGGUGCAUGUUUCCAGGUUGAGCAACAGCUUUGUUAAGGAUGUUGCAAGUGUUGUUUCUGUUGGACAAGAGGUGCAGGUGAGGUUAGUUGAAGUAAACACUGAGAAUGGGAGGAUAUCUCUUUCCAUGCGUGAAAAUGAUGAUGCUAGUAAGCGCCAGCCACGGAAAGAUGGUCCUGCCAGUACUGAUAAGGCAAGGCCUUCCAGGAAGAAUGCUUCAAAGUCCAGCUCAAAAAAAGAUUUCAAAAGCUCAAAAUUCGUCAAGGGACAAGAACUAGAUGGCACGGUAAAGAAUUUAACUAGGUCUGGUGCUUUCAUAUCUCUCCCCGAGGGGGAAGAAGGAUUCUUGCCCCAAUCAGAAGAAGCUGAUGACGGACUUAUGAGCAUGAUGGGGAACUCAUCACUGCAAAUUGGCCAAGAAGUCAAAGUUCGUGUGCUGCGCAUCACAAGGGGACAGGUAACCUUGACAAUGAAGAAAGAAGAGGAUGAUGACAAAUUGGACUCACAGCUUAGCCAAGGUGUGGUGUACACUGCAACAAAUCCCUUUAUGCUGGCUUUCCGUAAGAAUAAGGAGAUUGCUGCAUUUUUGGAUCAGAGAGAAAGGGCAGAGAAAGUAGAGGUUCAACCGGCAGCUAAUGUGGAGACAACCACUGUCUCUACUGAAGUGGAUGAAACAGUGGUACAGGAAACAGAUACAAUAGCUGAGAUUGUGAACAAGGAUGAGGAAACUGCAGAGAAGGAAAUAGAUGACAGUUUUGAAGCGUUGUCUCCUGAACGUAGUGGACAAGUUCCUUUGGCGGAUGUGGUGGAAAGUGAUCAAAUAGCUGGAUCAUCUGGAGAAGUAGUUGACCAAGUGACUUCCGAAAAUUCAGUUGAUGAAGAGUCUACACAAAAAGAUGUAGUACAAGAGGAAGCUCCCCUAGCUGAGGAUGAAACAUCGGUUGCUGCAUCAGUUCAGGAGGAACAAAUCGGAAGUAUUCCCGAAGAGCAGGUAGAAACACCUCUAGCUGAGGAUAAAACUCCCUCUGCUUCAUCUGUUCAAGAAGAAGAAAUUGGAGCUGUUCCGGAUGAAAAUGGCAAUGUUGCCAGUUCAGUUGUACAACCAGAUGUUACUGAUCCCAAAGAUGCCGAAGUGGAAAACGAGGCAGGUCCUGAUCCACCUCAAGAAUCAGCUGAUGAUCAGAUUAAGUCUUCAGGAAGUGAAGCAGUUGAAGAAGUAGAAAAUCAACCCGAGGAUACCAAGGAUGAAGUGCAAAUAGAGACACCAGUUUCUAAGGAUGAAAUUCCUUCUACUUCUGAAGUUGAAGAAGCAGACUCUGCACCUCAAAAGAACGACGAGGUUACUGAUUCAAAUGGCUCUAUGUCCAAGGAAAAUGUGACUACAGCAACUAUAUCACCGGCUCUAGUAAAGCAGCUCCGUGAAGAAACUGGAGCAGGAAUGAUGGAUUGCAAGAAAGCACUCGCAGAGACUGGUGGGGAUAUUGUUAAAGCUCAGGAGUUUCUCCGCAAGAAAGGCUUGGCAAGUGCGGAAAAAAAAUCCAGUCGAGUCACUGCUGAAGGAAGAAUAGGUUCUUACAUUCACGAUAGCAGGAUUGGUGUCCUAGUAGAGGUUAACUGCGAGACAGAUUUUGUCUCACGGGGUGACAUUUUUAAGGAGCUUGUUGAUGAUCUAGCCAUGCAAGUUGCUGCUUGCCCUCAAGUACAAUAUCUUGUUCCAGAAGAUGUUCCUGAGGAGAUUGUAAACAAAGAAAGAGAAAUAGAGAUGCAAAAGGAAGAUCUCUUAUCUAAACCAGAACAUAUUAGAUCAAAGAUUGUUGAAGGACGGAUACAGAAGAGAAUUGACGAGUUGGCUUUACUUGAGCAACCCUACAUUAAGAAUGACAAGAUGGUGGUGAAAGAUUGGGUAAAGCAGACUAUUGCAACCAUUGGAGAGAACAUAAAAGUGAAAAGAUUUGUGAGGUUCAAUCUUGGAGAGGGGCUGGAGAAGAAAAGUCAGGAUUUUGCUGCUGAAGUGGCUGCCCAAACUGCUGCAAAACCCAUUUCUUCCGCUGGAAAAGAGCAAUCGACUUCAGUGGAAGUCAAGGAAACUGAUGAGAAACCAAAAGCAGCUGUCUCCGCCGCACUUGUUAAACAACUACGUGAAGAAACAGGAGCCGGGAUGAUGGACUGCAAGAAAGCUCUGUCUGAAACCGGAGGUGAUCUUGAGAAGGCUCAGGAAUACCUUAGAAAGAAGGGCCUAUCAACUGCUGACAAGAAAUCCAGCCGGCUCGCUGCUGAAGGCAGAAUUGGUUCCUACAUUCAUGACUCGAGGAUUGGUGUACUAAUUGAAGUCAACUGUGAGACCGACUUUGUUGGUAGAAGUGAAAAGUUCAAGGAGUUGGUUGAUGUCCUAGCAAUGCAAGUUGUGGCCAGUCCACAAGUGCAGUUUGUAUCCAUUGAAGACAUUCCGGAGAGUAUCGUGAGUAAAGAAAAAGAGCUGGAGAUGCAAAGAGAUGAUCUCGCAUCUAAACCAGAGAACAUUAGAGAGAAGAUAGUGGAAGGCAGAGUUUCAAAGAGGCUUGGAGAGCUUGCCCUUUUGGAACAGCCCUUCAUUAAGGAUGACAGUCUGUUGGUUAAAGACUUGGUAAAGCAAACUGUUGCAGCACUUGGAGAGAACAUAAAAGUCCGAAGGUUUGUUCGAUUUACACUUGGAGAGACAACUGAAGAUACCAAAACAGGAACUGAAGCAUGAGAAAAGGAGCUUCCAUUGGCAUCCAGUGGGAGUAAUGGAGGUAGGAACUAAUUUUGGACGAGAGAAUAACUUGAUUCUUUUUUGUAGUGGCCUUCAUUGUAUGCUUUAAUUGGCCCUUAAAGCUUACUGUUUGAUCUUGUAAGUUGAGAACUGUUUCUUCAGUUUAUUUGUGCAAAAUGGAAAUACUGAGAUAAGCGAGGAAUUAUUAAAUUAGCUAAAAA